Molecule: messenger RNA, 6312 nt
Organism: Trichechus manatus latirostris (Florida manatee)
Lineage: Eukaryota; Metazoa; Chordata; Mammalia; Sirenia; Trichechidae
Gene: CYRIA
Product: CYFIP related Rac1 interactor A
Exons: 12
Coding region: 2147-3118 (323 amino acids)
Biological process (GO): regulation of actin filament polymerization
Molecular function (GO): small GTPase binding
Source: RefSeq, a predicted model, not a curated record
GCAAUAGUAAUGCCUACCUUUUGUGGUUUCUGGGAGGUUUUAGUGAGUUACUGGAUGCACAGUAACAAAGCCUGGCACACAGUAACUUCUUGAAAUGUUAGCUAGUUUUAGCAUCUACCCCUGGAGCCCAGGUGGCACAGUGGUUAAGUGCUCAGCUGCUAACCGAAAGGUCAGCGGUUCAAACCCACCAGCCGGUCAGCAGGAGAAAGAUGUGGCAGUCUGCUUCUAUAAAGAUUACAGCCUCAGAAACCCUAUGGGGCAGUUUUGCUCUCUCCUGUAGGGUCGCUAUGAGUCAGAAUUGCCUGGCGGCACCGGGUUUCGUUUUCUUACUUCUCUGUCUUGGUCAGUGCUCUUGCUGCUAUGGGAAAGAGGUCACACUGAGUUUUUCUGAUUCAGAGUCUAGGCUCUGCUCCUCAUCAACUGUGGGACUUUAACAAGACUCUCCCACUGGGGCUCUAGAUUCUUUAUCUGCACAGUCUGGAGAUUGGGAAUGUGGUGUUUGGGUCCUUUAGUCCUCUCACAACCUAUAUUGCCUUCACCUAGGUUUGCUUCCUGCCCUAACCUCCCACUUCCGGGACCAUCUAAAAGUAGACGAUCCGCAGCUGCUUUAAGCUCUUCUUCAGCCCCUUCACUGAAUGGGGUUAGGAUGAGUGGCAUAAUGUAGUGAAAGUAUCCUUAGAUGGAAGUCAGGAGACCCCAAUUCUAAUUCUGGUUCUUCUGUGAGACCCCGGAUGAGUCAUUUCAAGUCAUUGAUUCCAGCUCUGCCAUUUUUAAAAUUGGAAAAUGGCCCCUCUGUUUUGUACCUCUCUCAGAAUGGCCACAGAAGACAAUGUAUUGGACAGUCCUCUGUUGGCUGUCAAGAGUUACAGAAAGGUGUGGACUUCUGAUUGUUUCCAGUGGUAUCAGUCUCCUCCAGGCAUGGAGGAGAAGGACUGUGGAAACAGCACUGGACAACUGCUUGAGACAGAAGCAAAUUAGCGUUGGUGUUAUGUGAGGUUAUGCUGUUUGUGGAGAUCUGAGAUGAGUUUAAGUUUCUUUUCCGGCUUGAUCUCUGCUCUCUCUAAUAGACAUUUGGCCCAUGGGUGUCUCAGGCAGUAAACCACCAACAGUCACUUCAAAAAGCUUGGACUCUUCUCAAAGAUAGAUUUACUUUUGUUGUUAUAUGUUCGUUUGGAUGGUGGGGGAAAAAUUUACAGAAUCAGGACAGAUCUCUGCAAGGCCAUUAGCUGUGGGACCUUGAGUGGGCCACUCCCCUUUUAGGCUUUCAUGAUCUUAUCUAUAGAAUGGGGGGAGGAGUGUGAGGUUUGGAUUAAGAUCCAUGUUAGCCAAAUGCUAAUCCAUGGACCAGAACCAGGCUAAGCAACUUCAAAACUCUACCAGAUGCUUUUUAACAAUACAAGAUUCCUGGCCCCUACUCUGGGUUGGGACUAUACUUUUUGUUAGCUUUCCCAGAUGCACAGCCAGCUUAGGGGAACCACUGGAGUGGGUGGGACUGCUGUCUGAGGGUUUAUAUUCAGGUGGCCCUGCCCCGGUCUUGGUGCCCAUCAGGGGGUUGUAAAAUAUUGUUACGAUAUUCUACUUGAGCAGAUUGUUCAAUUUAUCAGGUGACUGGCAAUCUUAAUGAUGUCCAUUUGGAAUUGGGGAACUUUUAAAAGCAUCUCUAAGUAGGUAAAAUUGACAAAAUGGAUAGGAAAAGAUUCUGGAAGUACCUUAGCAUCAUGGUCUGGAGGAUACUCAGCUUUCUACUGGACUGUUCUUCUUUGUUUUAUGGUAGAAGACAGUAGGAGUCUUGCUGUGCCCAGUCCAGGGAACAUUAUCCCAAUCAUGCAAACUGAAAAAUGUCUUAUAAUUUUGACAGCAUUUAAGAAAGAAAGCAGUGGGGAUGGGUUAGCUCUUCCUGGUAACCUGAUCACUUCAACAACUUCUCUUUUAUUUCCAGAUCCUCUUGUAACACGCUUGGCCUGUCAUCCACAGCUAAGAGCAGGUUAUCACUCAUUAAGGACAGGGAAGCUACAGAACCCCAGGGGCCACAGUCCUGAUUUGGGAAGCCAGGCUUGCCUUGGCCCGACGGCUGCUCCCCUGGUUUGUCCCGUCAGCCUGGAUUGGUGAACCUCAAUCAACAAGAGAUAGUUCCAGGUUUGCUGGGAUGGGGAACCUGCUCAAAGUCCUUACCAGGGAAAUUGAAAACUAUCCACAUUUUUUCCUGGAUUUUGAAAAUGCCCAGCCCACAGAAGGAGAGAGAGAAAUAUGGAACCAGAUCAGCGCGGUCCUCCAGGAUUCCGAGAGCAUCCUCGCAGACCUGCAGGCUUACAAGGGAGCGGGGCCAGAGAUCCGAGAUGCAAUUCAAAACCCCAAUGACAUUCAGCUUCAAGAAAAAGCCUGGAAUGCAGUGUGUCCUCUGGUUGUGAGACUAAAGAGAUUUUAUGAGUUUUCCAUAAGGCUAGAAAAAGCUCUUCAGAGUUUAUUGGAAUCACUAACCUGUCCACCCUACACGCCAACCCAACACCUGGAGCGGGAGCAGGCCCUGGCAAAGGAGUUUGCGGAAAUUUUACAUUUUACCCUUCGAUUCGAUGAGCUGAAGAUGAGGAACCCAGCUAUUCAGAACGACUUCAGCUACUACAGAAGAACAAUAAGUCGCAACAGGAUCAACAACAUGCACCUAGACAUUGAGAAUGAAGUCAAUAAUGAAAUGGCCAAUCGAAUGUCCCUCUUUUAUGCAGAAGCUACACCAAUGCUGAAAACCCUUAGCAAUGCCACAAUGCAUUUUGUCUCUGAAAACAAAACCCUGCCAAUAGAGAAUACCACAGACUGCCUCAGUACAAUGACAAGUGUCUGCAAAGUCAUGCUGGAAACUCCGGAAUACAGGAGUAGGUUUACCAGUGAGGAAACACUGAUGUUCUGCAUGAGGGUGAUGGUGGGCGUCAUUAUCCUCUAUGACCACGUCCACCCUGUAGGAGCUUUCUGCAAGACGUCCAAGAUUGAUAUGAAAGGCUGCAUAAAGGUUUUGAAGGAACAGGCCCCGGACAGUGUGGAGGGUCUGCUGAACGCCCUCAGGUUCACUACAAAGCACUUGAAUGAUGAAUCAACUUCCAAACAGAUUCGUGCAAUGCUUCAGUAGAGCGCUGCUCGGAGAAGAGGAUCUAUGUACUGACCUCAGAAGAUGUAUAUGUUUACAUAAUUUAAUACAGAUUGAUGUUAAUACUUGUGUAUUUACAUAACCAUUUCCUUCUUGACACUGAAAUAUAUGGACCUUAAUUUGUAUCCUAACUGACUCAACCCAGCACAACAUAAAUUGACUUGAGAGCCUUACCUUUGAUGUUUGAAACGAAACCCCCUGCUCCAAAGGCAAAUUUUGGAGACUUUAAUCUUUGCUACUAGAGUCCUUUAACCAAACCUGUAACAAUCAGAAAUCCCUAAUAGUUUGUGAUAGUGUUUUAAUUCUAGAUGUGUUAUCUCUCUGGAAAGUAUAGUUAUAGAAACAUGAAGUAUUCAAUUUUCUCUCUUGGCUCAGCUAUGAGAAACACAACUGUUAUUCUGAGAGAGGGAGAGGAAUCCAAGAAAAGAAAAAUGCGUGCGUGGAGAAUCAAGCCCAAGUGUUUUGAAUUCAGCGCGCCCCUCUCUCUUUCCUCAAACUGCAAAGCACACGUGCAAGUUUUCUGUUGGCACGUGUUUUACUCAUCAGCGUAUUCUCUUUCUGUCUAGAUUUAUACCCCUCUAACAUUCACUUUUAAUUUUGCAAGAGGAAAAUGAACCUGUAUUUUAAUGUUAGUGAGAAAGAAGUGGAAUAAGUAGGUGUGCUGCUGUAGCUGGGCUGGUUGAUGAAGGUGGUUGUCUUCGAAGUGGGAGGCGGGUGGGGAGGAGGGGCACCCAGACAACAGGACCGUCAUCGCUCUGCUUCAACCCCCUGCUUUCGAGGACAAAGACAUGGAACACUGGCUUUGAAAUUAUGGAUAUGUUUUCUGACCUUCCAGUUCCCUGCUAAGUGUUGGGAGUGUCCCAAAAAAAACGAUUGUUGUCGAGUCGAUUCUGACUCAUGGCGACCCCAUGUGUGUCAGAGUAGAACUCUGUUCCAUAGGGUUUUCAGUGGCUGAUCUUUGAGAAGAAGAUCACCUGGACAGGGUGGACUCAAGCUUCCAACCUCUUGGUUAGCAGUCAAGCACAUUAACCUUUUGCACCACCAACGGACUCCCACCCUUCCUACUAGUUAGUCCUGUUCUCUGUGGUCCAUUUAUGCGGAGACAGAGGUCUAGGGCGCUUUGUUAGUAGCAGAGAACUGGAGGAAUUGGAAGGGGAAAAAAAGCAAAACUAUACUUUCUAGAUGCCUGAUAUUUAAAAGCCAGCUCCUCCCCCACCUCAUAGCCAGCCUGUUGUGGUAUAUAAAGCUCUGUAUGCCUUGUGAGUACCUGGAUUCUAGUCCUUGCCCUACUAGGGAGUUACAGUGUGAUCUUGGGAAAUUUGCUCCAGCUCUCUGCAUCUCGUUUUCCUCAUCUAUAAAAUGGGUGACAAUCUCCAAGAGCCUUUUUAAGGCCACAAGCCAAUAAAAUGACUGACUCCACCUUCCUUCUUUAGUAAGCAGAGCCUAGUAAGCAUUACCCCACCUUAUCUUGAUGAUUAACAACAUUGGAAGGCCUUGAGUCAUUCUUCUUCUGUAGAUCAAAGGGCAUAGAAUGAAAUCCUGGAAAACUUCUACUCUGACCUCCAUUGGAAAAAUGAGACACAGAGAAUCCAAUUACACAGGAUCACCUCCAUGUAGGACCAGAACCCAGGAUACUUCAGUCCUGACUCCGUGCUCUUUCUUUUCCACCAUGUGGCCUAUGGAUACAUAAUACAGGAUGGGGCUGGACCUUCUUAAAUAAACCCUUAGCCUCGCCUGUAUUAUUACUUGUCUAUUUCUGAUAGAAGAAAGAGUAGCCUAGACAGUGAAUGAAAGUCCCGAAGUUGGGUCUGGGUACAUCAGGGUUUAGCAUCAUUACCCACAUCCCAAGGAAUGAGUUGUCAGACACCAUUGCUUUGUGGACUUUAGUGGCCUGCAGGCAUUCCCUGGAGUCUCCCAAGAAAAGGGGAGAAAUAUUUUUUGUUGCUUUGUUUUUGUUUUUUUUUUUUAAACAAAGAAAUGCAGUGAAGUGGCAGGACAGUACAUUUCUACUGAUACCCUGGUCUGUAUCUAAGUGCUAGUCAGCAAAGAGAAGACAGGCCCUUUUCCUUGGAGCUUUUCAAACUGACCAAGUACGACUGCUUAGGUGACAGUUAUCUCAUCAGAACAGAAAUACCCUAGAUGGCCUUUGGGAUAUUUUUGAACCUAGGGAUUCUGAAACCCUAGAGGAAGGUAGAAAAUGGGAUAACACCAGGUGAGCAAAUUCAGUAACUAUUCAGUUUAAGAAAUCUAUUUGGCAGCCACAUGUUGUACUUGGGCAAACAACUGUCAAGACUAGAAUUACAGAGACGUGUAAUGUUUACAGGCAUUGGGUACAUUUUCCUCCUUUACCAGGUGAAGAGAUUUAAGGCUUGGAGAGAAGGAAGGGCUUGCAAACCAUCACAGAGCUCAUGAGGCACAGACCUGGCACCUGAACCCAAGUCAUGUGUCUUUACCACAGCUGCCUCUCAACUGGUUAAAGGAGAAAAUGUUAGGGGUUAUACGUCAAUUUUUUUAAAAGAAAAGGAAAAAAAUAUAUAGCAGAGUAAAUAGUUGAGCACAUUUGUAAUUUUUCAUUAGAAUUUCUAUCAAAUGGGACCAACCAUAUGGGAGAGACUGCUGGCCUACCCCAGUUUAGCCAGGCCACCUUGUCUCAUAGCCAAGAAGCACCAACACAUGGAUUCUGAAAAGCCCAGGGCCUGAACUGUUGCCUUGAUUAUCACUAGGACAGGUUAACUGAAUGUCUGUGAUCACUGGCAGGUGAUGGACCUUUAGUCCACUCCAGAGCUACUGUGGGAGACAAAUUCUUUUAACAGACUGUCCACCAGGCAUUAGAAGUCCUGGAAAAUCCCAAUUAUUUGUGCUGCAUGUACAUGUGUCCGAGACCUGUGGGUGGUUUAGGGGAAAGUGCUAGAGACAGCAUCAAGGUCAUUGUUAACCAUAUUUCAUAUUUGAUGUCUCAUUGUUUUCAAAUAAACAGUGUUUUUCAUGGCUCAGAUAUUUAUUCUGGGCAAGCAACAAGGUGAAAAUUACAUUUUUCUGAUGCACUGCUGCUUUGAAAUUGUAACUUUGUUCUCAGAAACCUUACAUGUGCCAGUAGGAAUUGGAAAAAAUAAAAAAAAAAGUGGAAAUGAAUGUUUUUAAUUGCGCUAACCCAUUAGGGCUACAGUAUUUAACAA